Molecule: messenger RNA, 1201 nt
Organism: Cariama cristata (Red-legged seriema)
Lineage: Eukaryota; Metazoa; Chordata; Aves; Cariamiformes; Cariamidae
Gene: CAT
Product: catalase
Exons: 8
Biological process (GO): response to hydrogen peroxide; hydrogen peroxide catabolic process
Cellular component (GO): peroxisome; cytoplasm; mitochondrion
Molecular function (GO): heme binding; catalase activity
Source: RefSeq, a predicted model, not a curated record
AUGAGCAUUGUGUGGCUUGAACAUAGAGGGUUUUUAAUUUGUGGUGUGAUAUUGACUGUCUCUUGCUUUCAGAAACCAGAUGUCCUGACCACCGGUGCUGGGAACCCCGUAGGAGAUAAGCUUAAUAUUCUGACAGUAGGGCCACGUGGACCUCUUCUUGUUCAAGAUGUUGUUUUCACUGAUGAGAUGGCUCAUUUUGACAGAGAAAGGAUUCCUGAAAGAGUUGUGCAUGCAAAAGGGGCAGGAGCCUUUGGCUAUUUUGAAGUCACUCAUGAUAUUACCCAGUAUUGUAAGGCCAAAGUGUUUGAACACAUUGGAAAAAGAACUCCGAUUGCUAUGCGAUUCUCCACCGUUGCUGGAGAAUCUGGGUCAGCUGAUACAGUUCGUGACCCUCGAGGCUUUGCAAUGAAAUUCUAUACAGAAGAGGGUAACUGGGAUCUUGUGGGAAAUAAUACUCCUAUCUUCUUUAUUCGGGAUGCACUGUUGUUUCCAUCCUUCAUCCAUAGCCAAAAGAGGAACCCUCAGACUCAUUUGAAGGAUCCUGACAUGAUGUGGGACUUCUGGACUCUUCGCCCUGAGUCUUUGCAUCAAGUGUCUUUCUUAUUCAGUGAUCGUGGUAUUCCUGAUGGUUAUCGCCAUAUGAAUGGAUAUGGAUCACAUACUUUUAAACUGGUUAAUGCUAGUGGGAGAGCAGUUUAUUGCAAAUUCCAUGUGAAGACUGACCAGGGCAUCAAAAAUCUUUCUGUUGAAGAAGCAGGAAGAUUGGCUUCUACUGAUCCCGAUUAUGGAAUACGUGAUCUUUACAAUGCCAUUGCCAAGGGCGACUAUCCAUCAUGGUCUUUCUACAUUCAAGUUAUGACAUUUGAAGAAGCAGAGAAGUUUCCAUUUAAUCCUUUUGAUUUAACUAAGAUUUGGCCGCAUGGUGACUACCCGCUCAUCCCUGUGGGAAAGCUUGUCUUGAACAGGAAUCCUGUCAAUUACUUUGCAGAGGUAGAACAGAUGGCGUAUGAUCCUAGCAACAUGCCACCUGGUAUUGAACCUAGCCCUGAUAAAAUGCUGCAGGGUCGUCUGUUUGCAUAUCCUGACACUCAUAGACACCGUCUGGGACCUAACUAUCUACAAAUUCCUGUGAACUGCCCCUUCAGAACUCGUGUGGCCAAUUACCAGAGGGAUGGACCAAUGUGCGUUUCUGACAACCAAG